This is a messenger RNA of Oncorhynchus gorbuscha (pink salmon), 2326 nucleotides long. Its product is annotated as immunoglobulin lambda-1 light chain-like. Bases 107 to 1090 code for a protein of 327 amino acids. The record is from RefSeq and is a predicted model, not a curated record. NCBI's taxonomy places the organism in Eukaryota, Metazoa, Chordata, Actinopteri, Salmoniformes, Salmonidae. The transcript is spliced from 7 exons.
CCACAAUGCCUGAGUGACAGUGUUUCACCUCACAUCUUCGUCUCUGCUCCAACUGAACACAAUUAUUUUCAGGUUCAAUAGAAGACACAUCAGAAUCAUCAUAGAAAUGUCUCUAGGCUCUGUUGUCAUUCUUUACUCACUUUAUUUAAUGUCAGUGGCAGGACAGAAAUUGGACAAUAAGAUGACAUUGAUUAGGAAACCGGGACAGCCUGUCAUCUUCAGCUGCCAAAACAUUGAUCAGAAUUGCAAUUAUGUCUACUGGUUCCAGAAGAAGGAGGGAGAACCUUUCAUUCUGAUCCUCCGCAUACAAAGUGGUUACUGCACUGUCUAUUCAGAUUACAACCAUCCUCAAAAAGGUGAAUUCUCAGCCAUGAGACAAAGUAAGAACUGUAAUCUGAAGAUCCAGUCAGUUACAGUGUCUCAUUCUGCCACCUACUUCUGUGCCUGCUGGGACUCGUCAACCUAUGUACUUUUAUUUGGCUCUGGUAUAAGACUUCAUGUGACAGACAAUCAUGUACAAAAACCAAAAGUGACGGUCUACCAAGUGUCCAAACCUGACCCGAACAGGAAAACCACCCUGCUAUGUCUGGCUAGAGACAUGUUUCCAGACUUGGUCAAGAUUUCAUGGAAGAUGGUGGAUACAAACGUCCGAACAAUGGAGGUGCCCAAAGCAGAGGGGGAACAGCUGGAGCAGAGGGAGGAAGGACGGACGACCAGUAUGAUCAUCAUUGAUAAAGAGAAGAUGUACAAGAACAAAUACAUCUGUUCUGUGGAGCAUAAAGGGGGCCCUCAAGAUGUUGACAUACCAAAAGAGGAACCAACUGAAGCUCCUCCAACCACCAUGGCUGCACCAACCACUCUGCAUGUGACCUGUGAGGAUCCAACUGAAGCUCCUCCAUCCACAAAGGCUGCACCAACUGCUCUGCAGGCUACAAACGAUUCCUUCCAGUCGACAUGCAGUCUCAACCUGGCCUCUCUGGUUUACACAGUGAUGAUCGUGAAGAGCAUGGUGUACUGCUGUGCGCUCUCUCUCCUGCUGCACAACAGGAACCUGGGAAGUAGACCCAGCACCAGUAGACCCAUUCACUGAAAGGAUAUGCCCCAGUAUGGAUAGAGUUGUAGUGGGCUGGGAACAACAAGGAUUUUACACCCCAUUGUGGUCUCAGAUUUCAUUUGUGUUCCUUUUUGUUUUUUUUCCUGCUUUAUUUUUUAAAUGCUUAAAUAUUGUGAGCCAUAGAUUUACACUUCAAUAGCUAAUUAUGACAUUAAUUGCAGAACAUUUCAUUUGUAUUUCCAAUUACUUCAACUGCCAAUUAUGACAUUAAUUGCAGAACAUUUAAAUUGCAGAACAUUAUUGUGUUUCCCUCCUUAACAUUUAAAUUAAUAUCACAUUUUACUUUUGAUGAUUGUGGGAGCUACACACUGCAGACAUUUGAAAAAAGAUUCAAUUAAGGUUUUCAGAAAAUUAAGGAUAGGAUAUCUUUAAGGUAGAUCCGUAUGGUUAAAAUGUAGAUUGUUUAAUGAAUGUUGCCCUGCAUUAUCUGUCAUAGUCGGAAAUUACACAACUGUAUUUGAUUUACACAAAAUAUUUAACUAAAUAUCAAACCUAUCAAAAUAUUUUAUUAUUAAAUAUGCCAGCCUAUGAGUUCUAAAUAUGUAUUAUUAUCCAAAAUAAUAUUUAGUAUGUUUAUUUAUUUUUAUUUUUUUAUUUUACCUUUAUUUAACUAGGCAAGUCAGUUAAGAACAAAUUCUUAUUUUCAAUGACGGCCUAGGAACAGUGGGUUAACUGCCUGUUCAGGGGCUGAACGACAGAUUUGUACUUUGUCAGCUCGGCGAUUCAAACUUGCACCCUUUUGGUUACUAGUCCAAUGCUCUAACCACUAGGCUACCCUGCCGCCCCCGUGUGUAAUGAAGCGUAGUAUAUAUAUUGAAGAAAUUAGAGUACGUUUUUUAACAUAGUAUUUUGUAUCUUAAAUCAAUUAUUUAAUUAAAUUACAAUUAAUAAUAAAAUCCAGCUAUUAUUUUUACUUUAAAGAACUAUAUUCUGACUGCUUAUUGAGCAGACAAAAUGCUAAAUGUGUGAAAUCAUUCAUUUGUGCUUUUUUACAUUUAUACAAUGUUGUUGUUUAUUUUACAUUGAUAAGGCUUGUUUAAAGAGUGAUAUUUUUCUUGCAUAAGAGGGCCUAUCUAGUGAGCAGUGUUUCUCAAAAGAAGCAUAUCCUUUCAGAUAGGGAUGGGUUUAAGAAUUGCUGCCUUCGUGGUUCAACUGUACUGUUUUGUAUGAGGAAACUGUCACCAUAAUAGAAAAUAAAAGUUACCUAAAAAC